GUUCGGUCCGACGCUGGUUACACCGGUCAUUGGACGAGCGAAUAAUUAUUAAAUAAUUGUGUUGUUAUUGGGUGAUUGUUUUCAUCUGCUCUGGUAGAUCAAAGUGUUACCAUUGAACGAAAAUUCCCUCGCGGUGUGCAGGAGUAUUGCUCCUGGGGAGGCAUGCUCAACAAUAUCUCCGCUGGAGCUUCCGUUCAUGGCAUCACCGGAACGAAGGAACUUCAUGCACAGGAGCUGAAGCACGAGAAAUUGGAGAGCGUGCUGGGGGCUAAUUUGGCUGGAAGUCUGUCCAGUGGUGGAGGCCUGACGCUUCAUCAGGAGUUGAUAAUGGGAAUGCCUGGAGCAGGGAAUGCAGGAACGAUCGGCCAAGGCGACGACAAACCGGCGAAACAGAAGAGACACCGGACGCGGUUCACACCGGCACAGUUGAACGAGUUGGAGAGGUGCUUCGGAAAGACUCAUUAUCCGGACAUAUUUCUCAGGGAAGAGAUCGCUAUGAGGAUUGGCCUGACUGAGAGCAGAGUGCAGGUCUGGUUUCAAAACCGCCGAGCCAAAUGGAAGAAGCGUAAGAAGACGACGAAUGUCUUCAGAACCCCGGGAGCACUAUUACCCUCCCACGGACUGCCGCCAUUUGGAGCGAUGGGCUCAGACCUGUGCGGCGCAGCUGCUGGAAUGUUCCACGCGCCUACUGACCGGUGGGGAAUGGGCCCAGGUCUUGGACAGCUGGGCCAGGGUGGAAUGGGCAUGGCUGGCUUUGGCCAGAGCCUCGGACAGCUCAGUCAGCAGGGCUCGGGGGGUCUUGGCUCCAGUCUUGGCCUGGGGAAUUCAGCGCUGCCUAUCAGUAGUCCUUCCCAGACUGUUUAUCAAGCUAGUUAUGGACUCAAUUCCUUGGGUGGUGUUCACGUGUCAGCGUCCCGUGGUUCACCACCGGGUGCCUUGACAGUGGGUACUGGUGGUGGACAGGGUGGAGGUGGCCUGGGUGGUGGCAUGAACUGCGGACAGGGCUCGCCGGGUGCUGCAUCCGGCAGUGGUGGCGGUGUAUCCUGUGUGGGUAGCGCAGACGGUAGCGCUGGUGAGGCAUCAGAUUGGAGAGGUGCUCACAGUAUUGCGGCGCUCAGGCGUCGUGCAUCCGACGCAUCCCAGCAGUACAGUCCGCAGCCACCACCGCCCCCAGGACCGCCCCAGUACUCGUCCCACGAUCUCGAGUACAGUUCCGUUUACUGAGGCUGAAUCAUCACAACGUCUAAAUAUAUAUUGAAUUGAAUGGGAAAAUUCCUUCGGGAGAGAUUAAACCGGAAAUCAUUGGUAUACGAGGAGAGUUUUAGUUUUAUUUCGUUAUUUUAUUUAUCUCGGGGUGUCGUUUGUUGCGAGCUAAGCCGAGGGCGAUUAAGUGAGAAUUGAAACAUGUAUACGAUAAAGAACGAGAAGUUUAAAUUAGUUUUAAUGUAUGGGAGUCGUGUAAAUAAAUAACAGUCGAGGCCGAUCCUCCGAUGUUUUUGCAGUGUUGCAAUUGCAGAAAUGGAUAUUGAAUUCGGGGAAUUGUUCGCAUUAUUUUAUCUCGUCGAUUUUUUUUAUCACUGUUGGAUCUCUCUGGAGGUGCAUUAUUGAGUCACUGAGAGAAAAGAAGUAUUUGCGAAGAGCAGAAUCGCAAUAGAAUCGCAAGUUAAUAAUUUGCAAAAAUGGAAUCUAGUGCUCAGGUUGAAUUCGA
Diachasma alloeum is the source of this 1708-nucleotide messenger RNA. It is a transcript of the gene otp, whose product is annotated as homeobox protein orthopedia. Gene Ontology annotation, biological process: regulation of DNA-templated transcription; neuron differentiation. Gene Ontology annotation, molecular function: DNA-binding transcription factor activity, RNA polymerase II-specific; DNA binding. The coding region runs from base 163 to 1224 and encodes 353 amino acids. The transcript is spliced from 6 exons. NCBI's taxonomy places the organism in Eukaryota, Metazoa, Arthropoda, Insecta, Hymenoptera, Braconidae. The record is from RefSeq and is a predicted model, not a curated record.